CAUGGGGUGUGUUAAUUCUCGUAGUGUUGAGACUUACCAAAGAAAAUUCAAACUAGUUAUUGUAGGGUUGGAAGGAAGUGGGAAAACAGCAAUAUUUGAAUACAUCAGAUAAGGAAAAUUUGUGCAAACAAAACCAACAGUUGGUUAGGAAUUAUAAUUAUGAAUAGGUGUGAAUGUAGAUUUUAGCCAUCCUGAAUUUAUGAUUUUUGAUGUAGGAGGUAAAGUACCAAGUUUAUGGAGUAACUAUUACGAAAACACUGAUGGACUAAUUUUUAUUAUAGAUUCUUCAAAUAAAGAGUAGUUAUAUUAGGUCAAAGAGCAAUUUGUUAAGUUGAAUAAAGAUUUAGAAUACAUGAAUGUAUUUCUAAUUAAAUGAAAUAGGUAGUAAUUCUCAUUAUGUUUACAAAACAAGACAAUAUACAUCUUGAUAAUCAAGUUUUGAUUUAAGAAUGUGGAGUUUUUGGAUAUUUAGAAUAAGAUACGAUAUUCUAAAUGUGCAGUGCUAAAACUGGUGAGGGUGUUUAAGAAGGAAUUUAAAAAUUAAUAAACUUAAUCAAAAAAUAAUAAAAGCCGAACAUUCCACUACAUCCUAUAAAAAAACAUUAAAAAAAAAUAGCAGUAUGA
Molecule: messenger RNA, 624 nt
Organism: Paramecium pentaurelia
Lineage: Eukaryota; Ciliophora; Oligohymenophorea; Peniculida; Parameciidae
Source: the annotation of a GenBank genome assembly